This is a messenger RNA of Mobula hypostoma (lesser devil ray), 7961 nucleotides long. RefSeq names its product vesicle transport protein GOT1A-like. Gene Ontology annotation, biological process: retrograde transport, endosome to Golgi; endoplasmic reticulum to Golgi vesicle-mediated transport. Lineage: Eukaryota; Metazoa; Chordata; Chondrichthyes; Myliobatiformes; Myliobatidae. The transcript has 5 exons. Gene Ontology annotation, cellular component: membrane; endoplasmic reticulum. The record is from RefSeq and is a predicted model, not a curated record. Bases 116 to 532 code for a protein of 138 amino acids.
CCACAAUAAAUUGGACUAAUAGCUGGAGCAAGGGUCACCUUUUGCAACGACGCACUGGGAGGCAGAAAAAAUUCUGAAUGAAUAUUACUUUUUGAAGAAAGUGCAUUGAAAGAGAAUGAUUUCUUUAACAGACACACAGAGGAUCGGAGUGGGAUUGAUGGGAUUCGGUGUGUUUUUCCUCCUGUUUGGGAUCCUCUUGUAUUUUGACAGAGUGCUUCUCGGAUUCGGAAAUAUUCUCUUCAUUUCCGGCCUUCCCUUCAUCACCGGGCUGCAGAACACCUUCCGGUUCUUCUACCAGAGGCAGAAGCUGAAAGGAUCAAUUUUCUUUCUGGGUGGGAUCCUGCUGGUCCUGUUCAGGUGGCCUGGAAUCGGUAUGCUUUGUGAAAGCUAUGGACUCUACCUACUCUUCAAGAGUACACUGCCACUUGUGUCAGAAUUCUUCUCCAGCAUUCCAGCUCUUGGAUUAAUCUUUGCAGUACCUGGAUUCAGCACAAUAUUGAAGAGAUUUAGUGAGAGAGGCUCUGAAGUAUGAAGACAACACAAGGAAACAUUCCCAAAUAAGGAGUUAAAGAGAACUUUACCUGGUUAUAAAAACAGCUUCACUGCACAGUGUCUGGAUCUGGACUGCCAUUAUCUAUAAAAUGAACUUUGGUUCCAUACAAGUUUCAGGAAAAGCUGUGAAUUUCAAUAUGGUUUCACUCUCAUUUCCAUUUGUGCAAAUCUCCUCGCUCACUAAACUUUCUCAGUUUCUCGUUUAGCAACCAGAAUUUUAAAAUUGCCAUCCUUGUGUUCAAUCUUGCCCUGGCCUACAACUCUUCCAAUCAGCAAUCUCUUCCUGCUUUGGAAACCUCUGAGAUUCCUGAGUGCCUCCAGUUUUGGCACAACCUCAAAUUAGAAGGAAUUCCCUUUAGAACAGAGAGAAGGAAGGAUUUCUUUAGCCAGAGGGUGGGGUAUGUGUAGAAUAUAAUGCCACAUACAGGUGUGGAGGCCAAGUCAUUAAGUAUGGAGAUUGAUAGGUUCUUGAUUAGUAAGGGUGUCAGAGGUUAUAGGGAGAAUGGGGGUUGAGAGGGAAAAUAAAAUAGCCACAAUCAAAUAGCAGAACAGACUCAAUAAACUGAAUGGCCUAACUCUGCUCCGUGUCUCAUGAUCUCAUCACUCCACCUACUGAGUCUUUAGCAUUGGGUCCUAACCUCCGAAAUUCCGUCCAUAAAUCACUCCACCUGUUUGUCUUUUCCACUGCAGUAAAAUAGUCCUUAAAAUCAACCUUUAUUACUCACCAUUUGCUUACCUCUCCAGAUACUGCCUAAUAUUCAUUGUCUUCUUUCAUAAUCCCUAAAUGACGCAGCUCAUUCUUUUUACAAUGUUGACAAAGUAAUGUCAAAGCAAGUUGCCGUCAUUGUUGCUGAAUAAGUCACCGUAGGUCAGCGGACAAGAUGGGACUGUGGGGAAAAAGAAGUAUUGCUUUUAGAUGUUGAGUCCACAGGGAAUAAAACUGGAAUUGAAUACAAUGGGUGAUGAAAUCAAAAACAAUGGGAAGCACAAAAUGCCAUAAAUAAGAAUGCAGGUUUACACAGCAGCUCCUAUUUGAAGCGUCAUUGAGGAAUGCAAUGGGUUUUGUAGGCAUACAAUAGAUAAUGAAUCAGAAUUGUUCUGUUGCUUGUUGUGCUGUGUGUUGUUCUGCUGGGAAUUGCGGGCAUGCUGUGUUGGAGCCAGAAUAUGUGGCGACACUUGUAGGCUAUACCCAGCAUACCCUUGGGUUGGUUGAAAGCACAAGCGACACAUUUCGCCCUAUGUUUAACGCUAAUCGAGGUUUGGAUGAUUUAACUGCCAGGCAAGAGUGAAAAAGUCAGGGUACCGGGGCUGGAGGCAAGAGUUGGGCUGGCUCAGCUCACUGCUCUGCAAGGUUUACUCCUCUCUGCACUGAACUGAGACUGUGGCCUGCAACUGAUGGGCAACUGGAUCGGCUGCAGUGAUGUCUGGCUUUGUAGCUGGGGACUCACUUUCAUCAACUUCAAUUGCAUGCUUGUUUUUAUUGCUUCUACGAUUUGUUUUUUUUUCCUGCAUGUUGGAUGUUUGACAGUCUUUUUUUUAAUGAGUUCUAUUGGGUUUCUUCGUUUUGUGGCUUCCUGUAAGGAGAUGAAUCUCAGGCUUGUACGUACAUUACAUACUUUGAUAAUAAAUGUUCUGUGACUUUGAAGAGAUUCUGCAGAUGCCGGAAACCCAUAGCAACGCACACAAAAUGCUGAAGGAAUUCAGAAAGUCAGAUAAGCUGCUGCUCCUCCAGAAUUUUGUGUGUUUCAUUAUGCCAUAUAGUCAUAGAAUAUUAUCACACAGAAGCAGGCUCUUCAGCUCAUUUAGUCUGUGCUGAAGCAUUAAUCUGCUCAGUCCCAUGUGCACCUAGAUCAUAGCCGUCCAUACCCCUCUCAUCUGUGUACCUACCUAAACUUAUCUUAAAUGUUGAGCCUGCAUCCACAACUUGGACUAGCAGCUUGUUCCACACUCUCACCACCCUCUGAGUGAAGAGGAUCCCCUCAUGUUCCCCUUAAACAUUUCACCUUUCACCCUUAACCCAUGAUACCUAAAUGUAUUCUCACCCAACCUCAGUGUAAAAAGCCUGCUUGCAUUGACCCUAUAUAUAUCUCUCUCAUAAUUUUGUAUACCUCUGUCAAAUCUCCCCUCAAUCUUGUACAUUCUAGGAAAUAAUGUCUUAACCUAUUCAACCUUUUCUUAUAACUCAACUCCUCAUGUCCAGCAACAACUUUUUUCUCUACACUCUUUCAACCUACUUAUAUCUUUCCUGUAGGUAGCUGACCAAAACUGCACACAAUACUCUAAGUUAGGCCUCACAGUUGUCUUAUACAACUUCAGCAGAACGUCCCAUCUUCUGUACUCAGUACUUUCAUUUAUGAAGGCCAGUGCACUAAAAGCUUUCUUUACAACCCUAUCUACCUGUGCCACUACUUUCAGUGAAUUAUGUACCUGUAUUACCAGAUCCCCUUGUUCUACUCCACUCUUCAGUGCCCUACCGUUCACUGUUUAGGACCUAUCCUGGUUGGUCCUACCAAAGUCCCAUGCUUCAUACUUGUCUACCUUAAAUUCCAUCUGCCAUUUUUUAGCCCAUUUUUCCAGCUAAACCAGAUCCCACUGCAAGCUCUGAUAGUCUUCCUUGCUGUGAACUACACCCAUAAUCUUGGUGUCCUCCACAAAUUUGCUGAUCCAGUUAACCACAUUAUCAUCCGGAUCAUUGAUAUAGAUGACAAACAACGGACUGAGCACCAAUCCCUGUGGCACUCCAUUAGUCACAGCCUCCUGUCAGAGAGACAACCAUCUACUACCACUCUCUGGCUUCUCUCACAAAGCCAAUGUCUAAUCCAAUUUAUUACCUCAUCUCGAAUGCCAAGUGACUGAACAUUCUUGACCAAUCUCCCAUGCAGGACCUUGUCAAAGGCCUUACUGAAGUCCAUGUAAAUACCGUCUGCAGCCUUACCUUCAUCAACUUUCCUGGUAACCUCCUCAACAAACUCUAUAAGAUUGGUUAGAUAUCACUUGCACAUACAAAGCCAUGUGACUAUCCCUGAUCAGUGUUUGUCUAUCCAAAUAUCCCUCAGCAAACCUUCAGUAACUUUCUAUUACUGAUGAAAGGCUCACUUGACCAAUAAUUUCCUGUCUUAUUCUUAGUCUUUCUUAAACAAAGCAACAACAUUAGUCAUCUUCCAAUCAUCUGGCACCUCACCUGUAGCUAAGGAUGUUUUAAAUAUCUCUGCUAGGGCUCCCACAGGGACCAAGGGAACAUCUUGCCAGACCCUAAGGACUUACCUAUCCUAAUUUGCCUCAAGACAACAAAUAUCCCUUACUCUGUAAUCGGUAUAGGGUCCAUGACCUUGUUACUACUUUGCCUCACUUCUAUUGACUUUAUGUUCCAAGUAAAUACAGACGCAAAUAUCCAUUUAUGAUCCUUCCAAUCUAUUUCAGCCCCACGCAUUGAUUACCACACUUAUCUUCCAGAGGACCAAUUUCAUCCCUUGCUAUCCUUUUGCUCUUAAUAUGUCCAGAGAAGAUCUUAAGAUUCACCUUGUCUGGUAGCACAACCUCGUACCUUCUUUUAGCCCGCCUACUUUCCUUUUUAAUUGUUCUCUUGCAUUUCUUAUACUCUUCAAGUACCUCAUUUGUCUCUGCUUGCCUAUACCUGCUAUGCACCUCUUUCUUUUUCUUAAUCAGGGCCUUGAUAUCUCUAGAAAACCAAGAUUCACCAAACCUGCUAUCCUUGCCUUUUAUUCUGAAAGGGACAUACAAAUUGUAUCGUCUCAAAAUUUCACCUUUGAAGACCUCCCACUUACCAAGUACGCCUUUGCCAGAAAACAACCUGUCCCAAUCCACACUUGCCAGAUUCUCUCUGACUCCAUCAAAAUUAACAAUUCUCCAAUUUAGAUUCUCAACCUAAAACCUAUCUUUUUCCAUAACUACCUCAAAACCAAUGGCAUUAUGAUCUCUCGAUGUAAAGUGUUUCUCUACACAAACUUUUGUAUCCUACCCUAUUUUAUUCCUUAAUAGGAGAUCUAGUAUUGCAAUCUCUCUAGUUGGGACUUCUACAUACUGAUUAAGGAAACUUUUCUGAACACAUUUGUCACACUUUCCCAUCUAGUCCUUUUACAGUAUUGGAGUCCCAGCCAAUAUCUGGAAAGUUCCAAUCACCUGCUAUCACAACCUUAUGUUUCUUACAACAAUCUGCAAUUUCUACAAGUUUGCUCCUCUUAAUUCCCUGGACUGUUGGGUGGUCUACAAUCUAAUCCCAUUAACAUGACCAUACCUUGCUUAUUCCUCAGUUCCACCCAUAAAGCCACACUAGACAAGCUCUCCAGUCUGUCCUGUCUGAACACUGCCGUGACAUUUUCCUUGACUGGUAAUGCCACCCGUCCCCCUUUAAUCCCUCCUAUUCUAUCACAUCAAUGGGCAUUGAGCUGCCAGUCAUAACUCCUCGUGCUGUCCGUGCCCAAAGCUCACUCACCUUUCCUACAACUGCAUUGAAAUAUAUGCAACUCAGAACAUUAGUCCCACCAUGCUCAUCUUUGUGAUUUCUGAUUUUGUACGUAGGCUUAACAACCUCUUUCUCCACAACCACUCCACUCCACUGUCUGUUCUGGCACUCUGGUCCCCAUUCCUCUACUAAUCUAGUUUAACCCCAUCCCCAAACAGAACUAGCAAAUCUUCCCACUGGGAUAUCAGACCGUCCCUCCCCAUUCAGGUGCAAACCAGCCCUUUGCACAGGUCCCACCUUCCCUAUAACAGAGCCCAAUGAUCCAGAAAUCUGAAGCCCACCCUCCUGUACCAUCUCCUUAGCCAUGUGUAAACUUGUUGACCUUCCUAUUUCUGGCCUCACUUGCACGUGGCACUGGUAGUAAUGCUGACAUCACAACCCUGGAGUUUCGGUCCUUUACCUUAGCACCUAACUCCCUAAAGUCACUUAGCAGGAGCUCGUCACUCCUGUUAUCCAUGUCAUAGGAACUGACGUGGACCACAGCCUCUGGCUGCUCACCUGCCCACUUAAGAAUGCUUUUAAACUAUCUUUAAUUUAAUCCCGUUUUUCCUCCCAGAUUCUACCAUUACUAGGGGCAAUUUACAUUGGCCAAUUAGCCUACCAACCUAGAUGUUUUUUGGGAUGAGGGACAAAAUCAGAGCACUGGGAGGGAACCAUCGCGGUCACAGGAAAAGCACACUGCGCAAAUUCCACACAGACUGCAUCCUAGGUCAGGACUGAACCCAGAUCUUUGGUACUGUAAAGCAGCAACUCUAUUUCCUAUUUCUAAAUUUGAAGUGCUGUGGUAAUGUUCUUUCUUGGGCUCAUUUCAGAGCGUGUAACACUAAUAUCUAAGCAAUGGGUCACUGUUGGGUUUAAUGAUACGUUUGGACAGAGCUCCAGCUACACUUGCAAUCGGACAUGAAAGUUUACAUGUACAAACUUGAAGAAGAGCAGGAAAAUAUUUAUUUUCACAUAUCUGAAAAAGUAGUUUAGUAACUGUGUGUAAUUUAGCUGCUGAAUUGCCCGCCUCACUGCAGUGGAAUCUAAAAUCCGUGAAGUCAUAUUGAAUCCUAUUUCCACCCCCUGGAUAUAUUCAAUGACAGAGGACUUACAAUGCACUGGGGCUGAGAUAUUCACAGACUGAGUGAAUAAAAUUCUCAUCUUGGUGAUAAGUGUAAUUGUCUGAUGUGAAAUGUGGCCUGUUCUAGAUGUUUCACCCCUCGCUUCUCUACUUUCCUCCAAGAGACCGCACCCUCGUUGUAGGGUUUGGAGGCUUGCGUGCCUUCAUGACCCAGAGAACUAUGUUGGCUGGAGUAAGGGCUUUAUGCUUUAGUUCUUGGUAGGGUCACCUAUGCCAAACAGGUCAAAGGCAUUAUGGGUAGCUAAGUGUCCCCUUUAGGAAUUUGGUUUCCUUUGUAAGAUCAACCUUCAGCUGGCUGAACUCCAGAGAAUAUAGGGAGUUCAUCUCCUGACUUUCAUCUCAUAAAUUAAUCUCCUAAUUCUGGAUAUCUUGCUGCCCUGCUUCUCGCUUGUGUCGGUAAAACAGCCAACAUAAACAGAGAGCCCACCCACUCUGGACAUUCUUUCUCCUUUGCCCCUCCCAAAUGGGAAGCAGAUACAAAAGCUUGAAAGCAUAUAGCACUAAGCCCAAGGAAAGCUUCCAUCUUGCUGUCAUAAAACUAUUGAAUGGUCCCCUAGUAUGAUGAGAUAGACUCUUGACCUCACAAUCUACCUCAUUAUCACCUUGCACCUCCUUGUCUAUUUGCACUGCACUUUCUCUAUAACACUUUACUAUGCAUUCUGUCACAAACAAGAGAAAAUCUGCAGAUGCUAGAUAUGCAAGCGAGACAUACAAAAUGCUGUGAGAUCCUUCGACAAAGCUCUCGGCCCGAAACUUUGACUGUACUUUUUUCCAUAGAUGCUGCCUGGCCUGUAGAGUUCCUCCCGCAUUUUGUGUGUGUUGCUUGGAGGUGACAACUACAAUUCGGAAGGUCAGGGACCAUGAUGGAUGGAGAGACAUGAUCGCCCACGCCGAACAGCAAGGCACCUGAAUGAAUGAUGCUCGGACCAUACAUUCUGUUAUUGCAUUUCCUUGUACUAUCAAUGAGGUGCAGUAGUGCGGCAGUUAGCGUAACGCUUUAUGGUGCCAGUGACCACAAUCAGCUUUCAAUUCCUGCCUUUGUUUCUUUGUUCUCCCCAUGACUCCUUGGGUUUCCUCUGGUGCUCCAGAUUCCUCCCACAUUCUAAAGGCGUACGGGUUAGGGUUAGUAAAAUUACAGCAUGCUAUCUUGGCAUUGGAAUCAUGGCAGCACUUGUGGUCUGACCUCAACAUAAUCCUUGGACUGUGUUGAUGCAAAAAUGAUAGAGUUCACUGUUUGUUUUAAUGUUUUGAUAUAAGACCAUAAGACCAUAAGACAUAGGAACAGAAUUAGGCCAUUUGGCCCAUUCAAUCUGCUCUGCCGUUCAAUCAUGGCUGAUCCUUUUUUCCUCUCCAAAGCCCCACUCCUGGCCUUCUCCCCGUAAAUUUGAUCCAUGUCCAAUCAAGAGCCAUAUACAUAUAACAAAUAAAGUGUGUCUUUAUCUUUAUCUCAGUACACUUUUGCAAUGAAAUUAUUUGUAUGGAUAGCAUGCAAAUACAAAGUUUUUUCUCCAUACCGCAAUAUACGUGACAAUAAUAAACCAACUUACCAAAUUCAUAUAGUUAGCCUGUGUUCUACUUCCACAGCACAGUAUAAUUUUUCUUAGAUAAGCAUCAAUAUCGAAACAUUAAAGGGAUAAGCUGAACCAGGGAGAGAAGUACUUUGUCCAUGUCGCCCUUUAUUCGCAGGCUGUUAAUGAAAUUCUGCUUUGAAUGGGAAUGUCGAUGCAACACCAUCUGAAUCUCAAAGCUUUCAGGCAAGGUUUUAUUAUUAGGGCAGUUCCUGAAAGGGAUGACGUCCGAUAU